This is a messenger RNA of Gilbertella persicaria, 1567 nucleotides long. Its product is annotated as transmembrane amino acid transporter protein-domain-containing protein. NCBI's taxonomy places the organism in Eukaryota, Fungi, Mucoromycota, Mucoromycetes, Mucorales, Choanephoraceae. Gene Ontology annotation, cellular component: fungal-type vacuole membrane. The record is from RefSeq and is a predicted model, not a curated record. The coding region runs from base 36 to 1439 and encodes 467 amino acids. The transcript has 5 exons. Gene Ontology annotation, molecular function: L-arginine transmembrane transporter activity; L-serine transmembrane transporter activity; L-tyrosine transmembrane transporter activity. Gene Ontology annotation, biological process: amino acid transmembrane transport.
UCUUUUUUUCUCUCUCUUUUCUUUCUUGUAAAAUCAUGACUACUAGUGAAUAUCAACCACUAGAGUAUGACCCUGGAUUAGAGCUUGUGCCUCAACAAGAUCGUCAACCUCUCCUUCAAGAUUCGGUCUCUUCUACAUCACCUUUUGUUCAACCUACUACCAUCUAUGUUCAAGACUAUGAACAACACGCCACCGCAACCCCUAUCAGUUGUAUUAUCAACUUAGCAAAUACGAUUUUAGGAACAGGCAUGCUCGCCAUGCCUUCCGCCAUGGCUUCAGUAGGUAUUUUACCUGGAAUUUUCCUGAUCGGGUUUUCGGCCCUCAUGUCAGGCACCGGUCUUUAUUUUUUAUCUAGAUGUGCAGCACGCACAGAAGGUCGAAAUGCAUCUUUUUUUGCUAUCUCUAAAUUGACAUGGCCCAAAAUAGCCGUAUUUUUUGAUUUGGCCAUUGCCAUCAAAUGUUUUGGUGUUGCUGUAUCUUAUCUGAUCAUUAUCGGUGAUUUAAUGCCUCAAGUGAUUGAUUCACUCUCAAAUCAUGCCCACACAGCUUAUUUUUUGACAGAUCGACGUUUUUGGAUCACGCUAUUCGUGUUGGUUUUGAUUUUGCCAUUAAGUUUCUUAAAAAAGCUGGACUCAUUGAAAUAUACCAGUUUGGUAGCCCUGGUGGCUGUCAUUUACCUAUGCGUCAUUGUCUUGUACCAUUACGUUUCUCCUAAUUACCCAUUACCACAAAAGGAAGAUGUUGAAUUGGUCAGUUUUAGUGCGAGCAUUCUUGGUCAUUUGCCUGUGUUUGUGUUUGCCUUUACAUGCCAUCAAAAUAUUUUUUCUGUAUAUAAUGAAUUAAAAGAUAAUAGCAAACAAGCAAUCAAUAAGGUUAUUGCUACUUCUAUCGGAGGUUCAGCUUUUGUAUAUGAAGCCAUUGCCAUUUUAGGCUAUUUGAGCUUUGGUAAACAGGUUCGAGGCAAUAUUAUUAUGGAAUAUCCUCCCAGUUACUUUGUUGCAGGAGGACGCCUUGCAAUGGUAAUAUCAUGCAUUUUUAGCUAUCCCCUUCAAGCGCAUCCUUGCCGUGCUUCUUUAGAUAAAGUCCUUACUCUUCUAUCGCCUUCCAAAGGCCUCAAAGCAUCGCCAUUGUCGUCACCACCGCCACCUUCUGCUUUCAAAUAUUUCGCAAUGACAACCACUAUACUAAUAGCAAGUUAUUUAGUAGCCAUCACUAUCACAGAACUAGAUUUGGUCUUAUCCUUUGUGGGAUCAACAGGAUCUACAACAAUUUCGUUUAUUUUACCUGGCCUCUUCUAUUACAAGAUUCAUGAAAAUGAUCAGUGGAAUUCUGCCAAGAUUAGCUCUGUCCUGCUGGCAUUGUAUGGCAUGUUUAUCAUGACAGUCUGUCUGACAUACAACAUAAUGCGGCUUACUAGCAAUGUUUCUUCAACUGCUUAGACUUAUACCUAUAAAAGAAACGCUUGACAAAAAAGUUAAUAAUGGAACAAUUUAUGUCCAAACAAAGAAUAAACAUGCUUAAAUUUCAUGUAAUAGAUAAUGAAGUCUUUUUCAUUAUACAGAUCAGG